AUGACACCGUCAAUAGAUCUCUUCCGAGUGCAGGUUCUACCCUACUUUCGUUAUUUCGAGGAAUCGAAAGGAAUCAUCGGGGGAGAUGACGCUUUUACUGAAUAUCCAAAAUGCUUCCGAACAGUUGACAUAGAGUUGAACGAAUGUGUUUUGCUUGAAGACUUGAAGAUUCGCGGAUUUAUUCCGAUAGAUCGGCACACUGAAGAGCCCAGCUACGAUCAUAUUCGCUUAUUUUUGCUAGCAUUAGCUAAAUAUCAUGCAAUCUCAUUAGCGAUAAAAGACCAGCAACCAGAAAAGUUCCAAAGUCUAACAGCUAAUACGAAAGUUUUUAUAAUCGAUAGAGAUAACGAAUCUUUUCAUGCAUAUUUUAAUGAACAAGUCCAAUACGCGUCGAAUUUAUUGUCCGCAGAGGAAGAUGCACAUGUUUUGAAAAAGCUGAAACAAUUUUUUAGUAAAGACGCUCUCGAUAUUUUUGUUGAUUUAAUUGAACAAGGAGCAAUGGAACCGGCUGCGGUCGUUUCAUAUGGAGAUGCAAAUUUGAAUAAUUCCUUGUUCAGAUAUGACAACAGCAAAAAACCAGUCGAAAUUUGUUUGUUAGAUUGGCAAGAAUCAUGGCUGGGAACGCCAAUCGCUGAUGUCGUUUACUAUUUAUUCGUGAGUGUCACAAAAGCUAUCCGUGACGCUCAUUACGAUCAUCUUUUGAAAGAGUAUCAUACACAAUUAUCAACUCAUCUCAGAAGAUUAGGUUCAGAUCCAGAGAAAUUAUUCCCCUAUGAGUUGAUGCAGGAACAUCUUAGAAAGUAUGGAAGACAGGCAAUCCUUUUGGCAUUUAUGGCGUUACCAGCAUUGACGUCGGAACCUGAUUAUUGUUAUUUUGAUGAACCAGCAGACGGUGUUACAACGGAAAGUGAUGAGUCUUCGUCCAUUGGAUACAACAACAACAACAAAUGCGAGAUGUCGUCAAAGACGUUGUGA
This is a messenger RNA of Bradysia coprophila, 975 nucleotides long. RefSeq lists its product as uncharacterized. The record is from RefSeq and is a predicted model, not a curated record. Gene Ontology annotation, molecular function: nucleic acid binding; RNA-DNA hybrid ribonuclease activity. NCBI's taxonomy places the organism in Eukaryota, Metazoa, Arthropoda, Insecta, Diptera, Sciaridae.